Messenger RNA from Didymodactylos carnosus, 1125 nucleotides. NCBI's taxonomy places the organism in Eukaryota, Metazoa, Rotifera, Eurotatoria, Philodinida, Philodinidae. The record is from the annotation of a GenBank genome assembly.
AUGCGAAAUUAUGAAUACGAAAAUCCAGCAUUUGACAAUAAUCAAGAAGUAUCCGUACGAAUGUCCAAUGAAAAUGGUGAACCCGUACGAAUGUCUAAUGGAAAUGAUGAACGAGAAUAUAACGAAACAUCCUAUUCGGUUCAUUCGCCAAAACGUAUACCACACCAACCUGAAGUUGAAGUUGGACGAACAAAAUUACAUCAUUUAUUAGGUGAAGUGUUGGAUAAAACUGAUGAAGAGAUAGAUCCCUUUUCGAAGUCGGAAAUGUUGAAACGUCGUAGACAACGGCGUCGUGCAUCGUCUAAUGAGAAUAAUUAUGGUGAAGACUCAUCUAUUUCGAUUAUUGAAGAUCGUAAACAACAACAACAUCAUAUACCUUUUAUUGCACCAGUAACCGAUCGUCCAGAUCCAAAUAUUAUGCGUUUACGCUAUAGUCCAUACGAUGCCGGCGAUCGUGCAGCAGAAAUAUCUCGUUCUACAUCACUUAGAACACGUAGUAAAUAUCCGUCAGAUGAUGAAGAUAUACCGCCAUCACCGAGUCAAACAAAAUAUUCACAACGAACAAAUAAUACAUUGUUUAUCAAUAGUGUAAACAAUUUACCAGAUCGUUCAAUGACUAGUACAGAUACUUUUGCAUCACAGAAACGUGUUCCAAGAACGCGUAUUGAAACAAGUCAAGAAGUGUUGAUGCGUCAAAAUGAUACGAGAAAUAUUUCAGAUAAUAGUCGAGAACGAUCCAGAACAGCAGAAUCGAUUGACAAAAGACGGCAACAUACGUUCGAUAUCGAGGAUGUCUAUGUUGAUUCGACAAAAUCAAAUUUUCCAAUGAACGAAAAUAAUAAAUUGAGACAACAUAUAUCUCGAACAUGGGAAGAAGAUCAACAACAAGUACGACAAGCGCCCAUAAAUGAUCAGAAAUUCGGUAAAAUAGAAUCUCAAAAUCGAUCUUAUUUAAAUCCAUAUGAAGUUGCUUUUGAUAAUCGACAAUUAGGUCGAAAUGAUUCUAGAGAUAAAUAUUUAGGAGCUAGACAGAGUCUUGUUACUACAAAAAAUCUCAUAUCAUCUAUACAAGGAGAAUUAAAAAAUAUUACGGAUGUAUCAUCACACAGAACUUAUCAUGAUUGA